AAUUAAAAAUAAACACACGAGGCAAAGACAGAAAAAGAAAGAGAAAGAGUGACACAAUAGUACUGCAGCUGUACUGUACUGGCUAAAACCCCAAUCCAAGAACCCUAAUAAAACUCCUUCCCUUUCCUUUCCUUUCCAUUCCCCACACCUAAAUUCUCACUCCCUCUAAAAACCCCUCUUUCCUUUCCCUCUCUUUUUCUAAUUUCUUUCUUUUCGAUUCCUGCAAAACCCUUACAUGGGCAAGUACAUGAAGAAGUCCAAAAUCGCCGGCGACGUCGCCGCCGUGAUCAUGGAGGCUCCGCCGCCGCACUCCCACCUCGGCGUCCGCACCCGCGCCAAGACCCUCGCUCUCCAGAACAACACCACCUCCCCGGACCCCUCCGCCUACCUCCAGCUCCGCAGCCGCCGCCUCCUCAAGCUCCCCCCUACCCCGCCGGAAAAUCCCCGCCGCUCCUCCGCCGAAACCGCCGCCAAUUUCCGCCUCGCCAACGCCCAAAAGCUUGCAUCUUUCGAAGACGACAACAACACCGAAUGCUCUUUCGGCGAGAAUUUCUUAGACGCCGAGCCCAGAGAAGAAAGGAGCACCAGGGAAGGCACCCCUUGUAGUUUAAUAAGGGACUCAAAUGCCAUUCAUACCCCUGGUUCAACCACAAGGCCAAGGACUCGCCAAAUAAUCCAUGAACACGUACAAAGAAAUAUUCCAACGGCUUAUGAGAUGGAGGAGUUCUUUGCUUAUGCUGAGAAGCAGCAACAAACAAUAUUUAUGGACAAGUACAAUUUCGACAUUGUCAAUGACGUACCUCUGCCUGGACGGUACGAGUGGGUCCCAGUACUCCACUAGGAGUGUCAUAUGGUGGUGAUUAUAUAUAUGGAUUGCAAGAACCAUUCGACGUGUAUUUUAAUUUUAACAACUAGAAGAAGCUUUCACUAACCAUUUAGAUUGCUUGAGGCUGUUGUUUAACAAGCUACAAGGGAAAGGAUCUGUUUAGAAAUUUCCAAUAUCUGAUUAGUAGUUUAGUAGUGUCUUUCUGAUUUGUAGGGUGUAGGGGGGGUAUAUGGUAUAUCUAGUUUUUAGGUCAUCUUUAUUGUAAUUUCAUUACCUUCUGUUUAUAUAAUUCAGUGGGGAUUAGACAUGAUGUUUAUGUAGAGAGUAGUACUCAUCCAUCUAAGGUCCUCAUGCUGGAAAUUUGGCUUGGGGACCAUCUUAGUGUUUUAUGCCCCCACAGGACCACAAGGAAUACCUUUAAUGUUAGGGAAGGGAUUCAAACAUAAGAUGCAUGACAACCUGUGAGUGUGUGCUUGUUUAAGUGUUUAAACUCACAUUCAUCGGAAAAUUACGCUUUCAAAAGCUAUAGCAAUGCGAGGGCAGUUUUUUUUUCAAA
Glycine soja is the source of this 1382-nucleotide messenger RNA. Its product is annotated as cyclin-dependent kinase inhibitor 4-like. Gene Ontology annotation, biological process: negative regulation of cyclin-dependent protein serine/threonine kinase activity. The transcript has 3 exons. Gene Ontology annotation, molecular function: cyclin-dependent protein serine/threonine kinase inhibitor activity. NCBI's taxonomy places the organism in Eukaryota, Viridiplantae, Streptophyta, Magnoliopsida, Fabales, Fabaceae. Gene Ontology annotation, cellular component: nucleus. The record is from RefSeq and is a predicted model, not a curated record. The coding region runs from base 236 to 841 and encodes 201 amino acids.